This is a messenger RNA of Mixia osmundae IAM 14324, 7178 nucleotides long. RefSeq lists its product as uncharacterized. The record is from RefSeq and is a predicted model, not a curated record. Lineage: Eukaryota; Fungi; Basidiomycota; Mixiomycetes; Mixiales; Mixiaceae. Gene Ontology annotation, cellular component: endosome membrane; fungal-type vacuole membrane. Gene Ontology annotation, molecular function: metal ion binding; 1-phosphatidylinositol-3-phosphate 5-kinase activity; ATP binding. Bases 311 to 7102 code for a protein of 2263 amino acids. The transcript has 8 exons. Gene Ontology annotation, biological process: phosphatidylinositol phosphate biosynthetic process.
GGUCUGGUUCGAUAUGAAUAUGGCAUAGACGGCGCGAGACUCGUCCGCGUUCAGGAUCGCCUCGAGCAGCUUAUAGACGUUUUCUUCGCAAUAAAAGGGAGUAUAGGCUGCCGAGAUCUGUCCACUGGCUCGUGCUUCGGUAUCAGAGGACAAGCUGAUCGGCAAGGUUUGCGUCAUCGACUGCAAGCUUGAAGCUUCAUGACGCGAGCGCGACUGACUUCUGUCGACUCUGUCCGGCCUGUCCGAGUGACGGUCGACACACAUUUUACCGAUGCAUGCUUGACAGAGGACGAGCCCCAUCGACGGCAAGAUGCCGAGCAUAGCCAGCUGGCAUGACCUCGGAGCCGACAGCAGCUUGCGCGACGCUGGCUCUCUAUCGUCCUUCCCGCUGGUCGACAACGACUUGGCAGGAAGCUCGUCCCAGCAUGGACGGAAUGCGGAAUCUACUGGUCUCAUGGGCAUCAUUAAGAAAGUCAGAGACUCGCUUGCUAUACCCGGCUCGAGCUCCGCCAAUGCUGCGCCCAGCAGUAUACAAUCUCCGCCCAAAGUCACUUUUGCUCAGACUUACAAGCGCUCCCCACUAGGACGGAGCCCUCAGAGGGCAUCGAGCACUCGCACAGGAGUGUUCGAUAGACGCAUAGAUGGCAAGAGCUCGGUAGACGCGCGAUCUGAGACCGCUUCGACAGACAGCUACGGCACGCAUGAAAGGCAAGACUCUAAUGAGCCCGUCUCGGAAGGGGCAUCGAGCGCCGCUGGAUCACAAAGGCUGCCAUCGAGACAGCCAGGAGCGAGACCUUUCAAGGUGUCCACGACCGUUCCUCCUACUGUGCGACUGACGCGCGCAAACUCCUCUCGCGUCGAGCUGACGCCUACCUCGCCGCGCAAGUCGCAUCGAUCAAAGCCUUCCACAGCAUCACUGCCUUCUCUGAUGACCGGGUCUGACCACUUAUCGGCGUCGGAGCCAUCGCUCUACUCGCCAGGAUUGAACGAGGCGCGGCUGACGGGUGCCAAUCUUGCAACCAUUCCCGGCUUCCCAUUAUCGCAAGAGCUGUUGCUGGACGACGCAAGGUCGAUCAGCUCGGCCCAGAACGUGCCUGCCACAUACGGCAUCAGCGAGCCGCUCGGCGUUACUCAGGUCUUUCGCAAGCUUCGCGGUGAAGGCCUCAGCAGAGAGUACUGGAUGGCUGAUGAGAGCAGCAAAGAAUGCUACGAUUGCGGAACGGUCUUCACCUCCUGGCGACGGAAGCAUCACUGUCGCAUUUGCGGUCAGAUUUUCUGCUCACGCUGUGCCUCCAAUGUCAUUUCGGGCGAACGGUAUGGCCAUGAUAGCCUCAUCAGAGUCUGUAAUCUUUGCGUGGGCAUCAUGCAAGACCGUUCGGACUCUCAGACUGCGCUUGCAACUUCGCAGUCACAGUUCGGUCCGCUGUCGCUCACAAACAUGCAAUCCGUAGAGUCGCCACCGCAACAAGACAUCGAUAAACUCCGCAACGUUACGAUCUCUGAACCUCUAGAGGCCUCCUUGAAAGGGCCGCAAAGUCAAUUCGCUGCCUCGACGCUGUUCCCGCGCAGCCAGUUCACUCGGCUCGGUCACGAUUCGUCAGAUGGUAGCGCCAUCCAACGGUCAUUCACCUUCAGUGCCAAGCGCACUUCUUCUGCGGGCUCCGAUUAUACGGCCGAGACCAGUGUGUCUGACGAGCAGUAUUCCGACACGCCGACGAACCUGAACGGCUCCCCUGAUAUCUCGAGAGCGUCUAAUAUGGCUGUCAACGGAGAUGGUGCCGAAGCGCCUGCUCCGUUCCGCCAAGAUCUCGCUCUGGAGGACAGAAUAGCUGACAUGCCGCGCAACAACACCAUUGACUCUAGCCUUGCUAGCUAUUUCGGCGACACAGAAGCUAUCAGUCGGAUCGGCCCUGAAUCUAACCCAUCUAAUUCACCUGACAUUGCCGGCGCGGACGCAAGGAAGCAAAGCGUUGAAUAUCAUACUGAUCUUGCAUCCGAGCCACGUACACCUCUCGCGGUUGACAAAUCUGACCAUACGGCCAAUAUCAAAGAGCGUCGCACGCCAUCCAAAUCUAUCAAGACCCGCCCCAGGGGCAACUCUCGGGCCAUCGAUUUGAGCGCAUCCGCAGACUUCAGUGAGCCGAGCCACAGCCAUAGCGGCGGCGGCAAUUCGCCGGCGUUGUAUCGCAGCAGGCGCGGUAGUGGCAAUCCAGAUCUGCUCGACACAUCACGGCAGCACGUACGAGAUAUGCUGCAGCAGUGUGUUGACAGAGCGAAUCUGCCUCUCGCUGCAAGUUGGAAGACGCAGCUGCUUCCGAUACUCACAUGCAUUGCCGAUGAUCUCAGACCGAAUGUCAGAGCAGGCGAUCAUAUGGACGCUCGAAAGUAUCUCAAGAUCAAGCGCAUUGCUGGCGGAUUGCCUUCGGCGUCCGAGUACGUACAUGGCGUGGUCUUUCGGAAAUCACUAUUACACAAAAAGAUGCCUCACUACUACCGCAACCCUCGCAUCAUGUUGCUCGCUUUCCCACUGGAAUACCACCGAGUGGAGAAUCAGCUGAUGAGCUUGGAGCCUCUCAUAAAACAAGAGAAAGAGUACCUACGCAAUCUCGUCAGUCGCAUACUGGCUCAACGACCUCAUAUCAUACUGGUCGAAAAGAACGUGUCGAGCAUAGCUCUACAGUAUCUCGUGGAGGCUGGUGUCGCCGUCGCACGCAACAUCAAAUCGAGCGUCAUCGAAGCAGUCGCGCGUUGCACAUCAGCAGAUGUCGUCUCAUCGAUCGACAAGCUUGCGCUGGAACCUCGACUUGGCCGCUGUGCUGAAUUUCGUGUCGAGACAUUCGAACAUGCCCUACUACCCGGUCGUCGACGCACUUUUAUACGUUUCGAAGGUUGCACUAAAGAAGCGGGCGGUACGAUACUGCUCAGAGGCGGCGAUAUGGAGACGCUUGCCAAAGUCAAAUCGAUUCUGCGGCUCAUGGCUCUCGUCGUUUUCAGUGCAAAGCUAGAGACAUACUUUCUCUUCGACGAGCAUGCUAGCUACAACAACCUGCAGCCAGGUCCGCCGAUGGAUCUCCAGCCUUUGUCAAAGUCUGCACUCAUAUCGCGCGAGCCGACGCUGGCACAGGAUGAGAAAGCAGACGUAUCGCGAGAAAUUGUGCGCGCUCUCGCUCCUUACAACACGACUGCCUUGUCUGCGUCUGCUCAUCUUCGAUUUCCGGCGCCAUACCCGCUCCGUCGAUUAGCCGAAGACGACGCAAAGUUGGCGGUGCUCAGACAAGAUGCCUCUCUAGAUAACCCCGGCUUUGACACGCUGAACGCCAAGAACGGACAGCUCACACUUCCUGCACGCAAAAUAGACAGCAGUGAAUUCUUCAGCGACAAGUCAACGCCCGUCAUCUCUGGCCGAAUAGCGAGCGAGAUUAGCGAGGCGGAGCAACGGCAUGCGGACAGAGUCAAGGCUUACAAUUCUUUCAUCUGUCGGCCGGCUACUCUUGAUCCGAGCAGGUACCAAAGCAUCGUCUAUCUCUAUACACUGGUGAACGUUCACGCUGGUGAUAGCUGCGUGGGCCCUGUGCUUCGUACGAUUGACUUCUAUCAAGACAGCGAUAAGACGCUCGGACAGUACCUUGAGGACCUCGUCCUUGCCUCAGCACAACCCUGUUCGAACAAAUUUUGCGGCAAACCGAUGGUCAUGCACGGUCAGAAUUACAUCCAUGGCAAUUUCAGAUUGUCGAUCCUUCAAGAACGCUACGCCUGUCCUGUACCUGGCGCCGAGGACAGGGUCAUCAUGUGGAGCUAUUGUAAAAAGUGCUCAGCGCCCACAGCUUACAAGAUCAUGUCCGAUCAAACAUGGAGCCUCAGCUUUGGCAAAUACCUCGAGCUGGCAUUCUAUCAUGAUCAUCUCACAUGCCGCUCAGAUCGGUGCCAGCACAAUGUCCACAGAGACCACGUGCGCUACUUCGCGCUUAAGCACUGGGCUUUUCGCGUGCACAUUGAUUCCAUUCAAGUCAACGAGGUUGUUACACCGCCAUUGCGAAUCGCAGUCCGUCUCGAUACGCGGCUUGCACUCAAAGACGAGGAGUACUCGUCCAUACAAAAGAAGAUCAAGGCCUUCUUCGACUCGGUUGCGAUUCGGACAAAGUCUUUCGACUACGGCUUGAUCGCAUCGGAAAAGCGGGACACAGCCGCGCUUGAUCUAGCAGCGCUCAGUCGUAAAGCAGAAGCCGAACGCGCGGAUAUUGAAGGGAUCCUCAAGACGACGUACGAAGAAUCCGGAGCAUCGGCCGGCAUGAGCCUCAACAUCGUCCGGCAGCUGCUGCAGAAUAAAGUCAUCGCGCUGGAAGGCGACUUUGCUGCAUUUGAGCAAAAGUUCCUGCCUGCUUCUGAGAAAGACAUCCGCCGAUUGACUGGUAUUCAGCUUCGAAGGCUUUUCGUUGACAGCAGCGUACCGGCCUCACCCAAUCAGCGAUCUCCCGUGGCUAGCGUGACCUCUUCGGGUAGCAUGCAAGCUAUGGCGCAAGAAGCUGCGACAUCCUUGGCUUCGGUCGUGGCGCAGACAUUGAUGGAGGAACCUGCUGAACAGACUGUUUUCGAGCAAUUCGGCAAUGAUACUGCCGAACUGCCGGACCAACCAAUUGCAAAGCCAAAAGCGAUGGACUUGCUGGCGCCGGCCCCGCCUGAUAGUCGAUCUCUAUUGUCCCCUUCGUUAUCGCAGGUGUAUCUCCGUCCUAUGGCGCACGGCGAAGAAACUUCAGAUGCAGCAUCAGACUCGGACUCACCCGAAAGAGCGCAGAGAUCAUAUCGGCCCCGUCUGUCACCCAGUCUGAAAGUCGCCGAUGCUGUGCGGCGUUUUGACAGCCACGAUCAUACAAGCAGUGAUCAGGCGGCUCGCAUCGGCUCGGAGCCUCCUUCGCGGCCCCCAAUGCGGCGUGGCAAGACUGAGCAAGCUAGGCCAAAGCCAGCUGCGAAGCUUGGGCACGACACAGCUGCUGCCGGAUCCGAAGACGAGCUGAGACCCAAGCGUUCGGGUCUGCUGAGGCGAGAAUUACGACGCUCUGGAUCGAAAAGUGCAGUCACACGUAGCCCGGCUUCAUCGCCUACGCAUGCAAGCAUCGAACGGGCAACACUGUCUCGCUCCGAAACGAUAAAGACGCCUGCUCUAUCGCGUCAUGGUAGUGGUGUCACCAUCAGAACGAAGCGUAGUUCAAUCCCACCGGCGACAAGAACGUCAAGUCAGCGCUCGACUGGAGCCGAUAGCGACAGUCUAUCAAUUGUACCUCGCGUAGCAACAAUUGGCCGCGCCCCUUCGCCUGCGGCGCUGUCUAGCCGUCCAGCCGCCGUAGCUGCCAGUCGACAGCUUAGCAUCAAUCCGAUCGGUGCAUCGUACAAGCCGAAGCGAGCUGUCUCAUCUGCGAUCGCAUCAUCUACAAACAACAGUCGAGUGGCAGCCAUCACAGAGCAUUUUGACAGACUCAGUGAGCAAACGCAACGAGAACGGAUGAAGCGACUAAGCGCAAGCCGUGGACGUCGGGCACGCCCCGUCGCCACUGCCAAACCCGUUCUCGAAGUGUUCAGCAAUGUGCGAGACGCAGCAAAAGACGACUCCGAUGACGAGUACGAUGACGAGCACUCAAGCGGCGGAGCAGACGACGAGUUUGACAAAGAUGAUACCCACGAGGCAGAGGACGAGCCCGAAGCCGCGGAUGCAGUCGGAGGACCUGUCGGCGACGCGCAGACUGAAACAGCCAGCCUCGAAGCGACGUCCAUGCUGUCCACAGGGGAUGAGAAGUCGCCGAAGAAGCAGUCUGCGCUGUUGGCCCAGCACGACUCACUCAACCCACCGCACGUGUUCAGUGAAAGUGAAAUGUCUUCGACCGGCACGGAGCGAUCGUUCAUGAAGACACUGUCAAACCUCUGGUCCUACCGCGCAUCAGAAUUCACCGCGCUUGAGCAUCCAAUGCUGCCGACCGAACAUAUCUUUGACAAUAACCCAGUCAUUGUGCGCGAAGACGAGCCGAGCUCGAUCAUUGCCUUCUUCCUCAGCUCGAGAUCUUACAAAGAUAAGAUCAAAGAGGUUGUAUCAUCUCGCUCGGCAACGCGUCAAGACACAAAAUCGUCGAACGAUAUCGAAAACAAAGCGCUCGAUCGUGAUCCCACUUGGCUUCUGCGAGACUCUCAGCCAGACGGAGCCGACCCGGAGGACAUUGCUCGACCGCCUGCAAAGCAUUUCAGGCUGCAGGAUGUCGAUGGUGCCUUGACGUUCUACUGCAAAAUCUUUUAUGCUGACCAGUUCCAUGCGCUGCGCCGGAGCUGUCAAUGCGAGGACACCAUCAUCGAGUCGCUCUCGCGCUGCGUCAAAUGGGAUGCGUCCGGUGGCAAAUCGGGCUCUGCCUUCCUCAAGACACGCGAUGAUCGUUUCGUCGUCAAAGAGAUCUCUCGACUUGAGAUGGAUGCUCUGCUCAAAUUUGCGCCUGCUUAUUUUGAUUACAUCGCAAAGUCGUUUGUCUCAGACCAUCCUUCCAUUCUCGCGAAGAUGCUGGGCUUCUUCCGAAUUGGCUUCAAGAAUCCAACGACGGGCAAAUCGAUGCGUCUCGACGUUCUCGUGCUCGAGAACCUCUUCUAUCAUCGCCAGACGGACAAGAUCUUUGACCUCAAAGGAUCUAUGCGGAAUCGCCUAAUCACUGCGACGGGCAAGACUAACGAAGUCCUGCUCGAUGAGAAUUUUGCGCGAAUGGUCCGCAACAGUCCUGUCUACCUGCGCGAGCACAGCAAGAAGCUCCUCCGAACGGCACUGUUCAACGAUUCCCUCUUCUUGAGCAAGAUGAACAUCAUGGACUAUUCACUCAUCGUCGGCCUCGAUUCGGAACGCAACGAGCUCAUCGUUGGCAUUGUCGACUACGUUCGAACGUACACCUGGACGGCUCGCGUCGAGACUUGGGCAAAGGAGUCGACGUUACUCGGUGGCGGCGGCAAGGAACCAACCGUCGUGACGCCCAAAUCCUACAAAGCCCGGUUCCGCUCACAGCUCGAAGCCUACUUUCUACUCUCACCCGACAAUUGGUAUACUGAGACUACCGACGCCCUCUCCGAGCCCAACAACUAAUGCACAGAUCUUGCCAGCCCCUACUUGUCGUUGUAUAUCCACAGUCACUUGCAUUGAUCAUGGUCAGACGAGGAUG